Molecule: messenger RNA, 2911 nt
Organism: Dimorphilus gyrociliatus
Lineage: Eukaryota; Metazoa; Annelida; Polychaeta; Dinophilidae
Source: the annotation of a GenBank genome assembly
GCAGACAAAACGAACAUGGCGGCAUCACAAUCAUUUGUGAAUCGAAAGAAAAAAUCUUUUCUGGGCUUAUCAGCACCUCUUGGCUAUGUUCCUGGUUUGGGAAGAGGUGCAACUGGAUUUACCACACGAUCUGAUAUCGGUCCGGCUAGAGAUGCUGAUGAUGUGGAUGACAAACACCUUUCAAAAAAGGCAAAAACGGACGAUGAUGAUGAUGAUGAUUUAAAUGAUUCCAAUUAUGAUGAGUUUAGUGGUUAUGGUGGUUCACUGUGUGCAAAAGAUCCUUAUGAAGAGGAUGACGCCGAAGCAGACGCGAUUUAUGAGGCAGUCGAUAAAAGAAUGGACGAAAGACGAAAAGAACGGAGAGAAAAGCGUUUAAAAGAUGAAAUUCUCAAAUAUCGUCAAGAACGUCCAAAAAUUCAGCAACAAUUUGCCGACUUGAAACGAGGACUCGCUGAAGUUAGCAAUGAUCAAUGGCUUAAUUUACCAGAAGUUGGAGAUGCUAGAAAUAAACGUCAAAGAAAUCCAAUGGCCGAAAAAUUUACUCCUGUACCAGAUUCAGCAUUUGCUAGAGCUGUAUCUGCUGGUGAUAAAAAUACGACCAUUGAUCCAAAAGAUCAAAAAUAUGGCGGCAUUGCAACACCGUUCCCAGGCGAUAUGACUCCCGGUUUUAAUACUCCAGCAGGUGAUAUUGACAUGAAGAAAAUUGGCGAAGCCAGAAAUACUUUGAUGGAUAUUAAAUUAACUCAAGUGUCAGAUUCGGUCUCCGGUCAAACAGUAGUUGAUCCCAAAGGUUAUCUUACCGAUUUACAAUCAAUGAUUCCAGCAGGAGGAGGCAGUGGAGAUUUAAGCGAUGUCAAAAAAGCUAGAUUACUGUUAAAAUCUGUUAGAGAAACUAAUCCAAAACACCCGCCUGCCUGGAUUGCUAGUGCUCGUUUAGAAGAAGUUACAGGAAAAUUACAAACUGCCAGAAAUAUAAUAAUGAAGGGAACGGAGCAGUGUCCCAAAUCUGAAGAUGUUUGGUUGGAAGCUGCUCGACUUAUGCCAGCAGAUCAGGCUAAAGCUGUUGUUGCUCAAGCUGUUAGAAAUUUACCGCAAUCCGUAAGGGUUUGGAUGAUGGCCGCUCAGUUGGAAAAAGAUGCCAGAAGUAAAAAGCGUGUCUUUAGAAAGGCAUUGGAGCAAGUUCCUAAUUCUGUUCGAUUGUGGAAAGCCGCUGUUGAGUUAGAAAAUGAAGAAGAUGCACGGAUAAUGCUUACUAGAUCAGUAGAGUGUUGUCCAACAUCUGUAGAGUUGUGGUUAGCUUUAGCCCGAUUAGAAAGUUACGAAAAUGCUAGAAAAGUGUUAAAUAAAGCUCGUCAAUGUAUUCCAACGGAUAGAACAAUAUGGAUAAAUGCCGCCAAAUUAGAAGAAGCUCAUAAUAGUUUUAGUAUGGUUGAAAAAAUUAUUGAAAGAGCAAUGGUCUCCUUAAAAUCUAAUAUGGUUGAAAUUAAAAGGGAACAAUGGAUUAAGGAUGCUGAAGAAUGUGAAGCAUCUCAGUCGGUUAAAACUUGUCACGCCAUUAUUAGUGCUGUAAUUGGGAAUGGAGUUGACGACGAGGACCGGAAACACACAUGGAUCGAGGAUGCGGAGGCAUGCACGUCUCACGGUGCUAUUGAAACAGCACGAGCAAUAUACGCCCACGCUUUAAGUCAACUUCCUAACAAAAAGGGUAUUUGGAUGAGAGCAGCAUAUUUCGAAAGGGAGCAUGGAACUAGAGAGAGUUUAGAGGGGCUGUUGGUAAGAGCAACUCAAAGCUGUCCGAAAGCUGAAAUUCUAUGGCUUAUGUUUGCUAAAUCGAAAUGGAUGGCUGAUGAUGUGUCUGCUGCCAGGAAAGUUUUAUCAGAUGCCUUCCAGGCUAAUCCAAAUUCAGAAGAAAUUUGGUUAGCCGCCGUAAAAUUGGAGAGCGAAAACUCUGAAUACACUCGGGCAAGAAAGCUGCUAGCAAGAGCUAGGACUAAUGCACCUACUGCUAGAGUUUUUAUGAAAUCUGUUAAAUUAGAAUGGUGUUUAGGUGAUUUACAAGAGGCUGUGAAAUUAUGUGACGAAGCCCUUGGUCACUAUAACACUUUCGCUAAAUUAUGGAUGAUGAGGGGUCAAUUGGAAGAAAAGAUGGGCAACGACGACAGAGCUAGAGACUGCUAUACGAACGGUACCGUUAAAUGCCCAAGAGCCAUACCCCUGUGGAUUCUAUUAUCCAGAUUGGAAGAACGGAAGGGGAACACAACAAAAGCAAGAUCAAUUUUAGAAAAGGCACGUUUAAAAAAUCCUAAAAUUGAUCUCCUAUGGUUAGAAGCCAUAAGAGUUGAAAGAAGAGUUAAUCCAACGAAUACUAUAGCCGAAAAUCUUUUGGCUAAAUCCCUACAAGACUGUCCAAAUUCUGGAUUAUUAUAUGCUGAAGCUAUAUUCAUGGAAUCGAGACAACAAAGGAAAGCAAGGUCGGUUGACGCUCUAAAACGUUGUGAGCACGAUCCUCACGUUCUCUUAGCCUGUUCAAAAUUAUUUUGGACCGAAAGAAAAAUGACUAAAGCUAAAGAAUGGUUUGAAAGGACUGUUAAACUAGAUCCAGACAAUGGUGAUUCAUGGGCAACAUAUUAUAAAUUUUGCGUUAUGCACUUAAAUGAAGAAGAUGCUAGAAAAAUUAUGUUAAGGUGUGUUAGUGCCGAACCCAAACACGGUGAAUUAUGGUGCAUGACAUCAAAAGACGUUAACAACUGGAAACUAAAAACUGAAGAAAUAUUGCCGAUUGUAACCGACUUAAUAGCUGUACCGCAUUAGUAAUAGGUGUUGAUGUUGUUUUUUUUCCCUUUCUUUUAAGUUUGUACUUAUCUCGUAAAUGGAUUAUACUAUAGCUUUACAAUACAUUUUUCUAUGUUCA